AUGCGAUUGUGGUCGAUAGGACUCGGCCGGCUUCGGGCGGCGAUGGGCAAGGAAGACCACUCAUGCUUUGCUACGGUGUUCGACGCCGACGUAGCUGUUAUCCCCCUGCAUUCGAGGUUUUUCCGGGCGGCGGUGCUGGCCGAGCUCGGCCGCGAUGGCCGGCAGUGGGAGUGGCCGAAGCCUUCUGCUGAAGAGGUGGCGGACAGGCUCGCCGACUGCGAUGAACCCGUUCGAGAUAAAGUGCGCGACACCGUCCGGGACAGCGACGCGGGCUCUGGCCUCCUAUCAAUGAGCGCGCUGUGCUGGGUGGUGAAGAGGAUGGAUCGCCUGACCGGCGACGACCGUCGCAGUGCGACCAGCAUGGACAAGGUCCUCGUUUCGGGGUUGAAGGAGCUGCGGAUUCGGAUGAUCACAUUCAUCAAGGAACACGUCGCACGCAAACGGUCAGGCCAUGUCGGAGUUGCUGCCGACGCCUGUGACGACGACGCCGCGGAGCCCCCUUCGGCAUCCCAAGCAGUCGGUGUCGCCGACACCAGCGGAGAGGCCGGAGACGGCGUCGACAAGGUAGAUGAGGAGGCAGAAAGGGCUGUGGCGAGGACCGCGGAUCAGGAAAAGGAGGAGGAGGAGGAUGACACCGACGAUCAGGAUGAUAACGAGGAGGAUCGUGAGGAGCGUGAGCAGGGGCAUGGGCAGGAGGAGGAGGAGGAGGAGGAGGAGGAGGAGGAGGAGGAGGAGGAGGAGGAGGAGGAGGAGGAGGAGGAGGAGGAGGAGGAGGAGGAGGAGGAGGCGGCGGCGGCGGAGGCCGUGGAGCAGGGUUUCGGGUCGGUGGAGCAGGUGGCGGAGGGGGAGAAGCAGCAAGAGGGGGAGGAGGAGGUAGAGUUCCCCUGGGUCGAAUUCGAGAUGGAGGAUGUUGAGGGAGCGGCGGCGGUGGCCGUGGAGGGAGCGGCGGCGGCCGUGGAGGGAACGGGUGGGAUGUCGGCGGAUGUUGUGUACGUGCGAGGGGAGGGUGCCGAUGUGGAGAAUGUCGGCGUGGAGGAGGCGCACGUGGUCGGCAAUGUGGUUGGCGACGCGAAGGAGGAGGAUAACGCCGCGGCCCCGACGCCGACGGGCGUGGAGACCACCACAGGGAACGCAGGGGUGGAACGCCGGGGUGGAGCGGUAGAGGCGGGCCGUCAACCGGGUUCCUCAGCAGCCAACGCCGGCCGUCGUCGGCAGGCAACGCCGGCUGUCGUCGCGCAGCUGCGACAGGAGAACAGGUGGCUGAGGGCUGAAAAUGCUCGUCUCGAGACGGCGCUCGGAGUGGAGAGGGGUCGGGUGGACAGGUUUGCGAUGGGGAUUGGCCGCCUCGUGGACAAGCUCAGGUCGUUGGCCGACCAGGUCGCCGCCUCCGACCAGGACGCGGCGAGUCGGCUGAUGGACGCGUCCUUGACCAUGGCGACGACCGUCACGAAGAACAUCACCGCCAACAUGGGUGAAGCAUGGGAUGCGAUGAAGGCGUACGCCGAGAGGGCGGAGUGCUGGUUGGACAAUCUAGAGAAUCCGGAGGGGUUUAUGGCGGUGCAACGUGCGAACGCGGUCGUCGCCAUGGGCAACCACGUGGACGAAGCGAGGAAGGGAUUGGAGGAAUACAUAUCGAAGCACCUAGUCGCCGCGCAGACCAACAUCGCCGCCGCGGUAACUCAACGCGUCGCCGUGCCGCCGCCCACGCCGCCCGCCCCACCGCCAGCCUUCCCGGACGAGCUCAUGAAGUCUUUCAAGGCGGACGUGUUGAAGGCGGUGACUGAGGCCACCCAGCAGUCGUUUGUUGCGUCCGGGUUAAACCUCAUGACCGAGGUGAUCGGCAAUCUUGCGCCUGGUCGGCUUGGGUCGUCGCCGUCGGCCAACGAGGCCGACAAGAAGGGUGCGAAAAGGGCGGGCGGCGGAGAUGAUGCGUUGAGCUCGAAGCGGAGCAAGGGAGCCGAUGGGAACCGCGGCGUCGGCCAGGUGGGUCCAGGCGGCUCGCGGAGCAAGGGAGCCGAUGGGAGCGGAGGUACGAGCGUGGUCGACCAGCUCAAGAAGAACGGGGCCAAGGUGAUAAGGACGCACAGCAAGGGCGAUGGAAUCAGGAGUGCGGAGGGGGGCCCUGCCAACCAGGUUGUCGCUCAAGAGGCUGGACCAACAGCCCCGCCAUUGGUCGCCGAGAAGCCGGCCAGUCUAGCGACCGCACCAACGGCGAUAGAUGGCGGCGCCAAAACCGUCAAGGGACCGUCUGGCGGAGUGGCGGGGACCACGUCGAUUCCCCGCAAACCCCCUGCGGCUAGCAGCGCGCCGGUCGCCCCGUCAGCCGCCAACAACGAUGGGCCGUCCCUUGCGGCUACUCCAGCACCAGCAGGCACGUCUGCCGCCAAGGUUGACGCGGUGGAUGCUGCGGCUAACCGCGCUGGUCCGUCCGCCCCAAAGGCGAACGCGCUCAGGGAAAUGCUCCGCCGCAUGGAGACCCAUCGACAGGACGUGCAUCAGCCUCCCGUGGUCGGUACCGCGCCGGCCACAACAGCACGUCGCUCGGUCACUCCGCAGGUCGCCGCCACAACGUCCAGUGCCCCACCUACCGCGCCUAUCAUCGCCGCCCGUCCUCCUGUGGACCCAAAGUCCGCGUUGCUUCGCGCCCGGUUAGGCGCACGUACUGCGGCAGCGCCAGCACGGGCUCAGCCGGUAUCCAGCUCAAGCCCGACGCCGACGUCGGUAACCGUAGCUGCACCCACACUCGGUGCGGCUACUGUCGAGGCGGUGGCGGAGAAGGGCGUGAGUGCAGCGCUAGCCACGGGCGGCGGAUCAGUUGACCCUGCACAGGCGGCGAAGGACCACAACGACGCCGAUAUCGCUGCCAUCCAGUACCUAUUGGAAGCGGUAAACCGCCCCAAGCAGCCCCCUGUUCUGGCCAUCUCGGACUCGGCGCAUGUAGAGCACUCGGCGAGUCCCACCGCAUGUACAGCGGAGCCAAAGACGACCACUGCUGCGGUCGGCGCGGGAAAGUCGAAACAGAAGGGGACGGUCGACGCAGGGAAAGCGAGGCCGAGCUCGCAGAAGAAAACACGGGCGACGUCGGCGAUGGUGAAGUCGGUGGAGAAAGGACAGGGGAUGGCGACGGCGAUGGUGAAGGAGAAGGCGGCGGAGAAAGGGAAGGAGAAGGAGAAGGAGAAGGAGGAGAAGGAGAAGGAGAAGGAGGAGGAGGAGGAGGAGGAGGAGGAGAAGAAGGAGAAGGAGAAGGAGGAGGACAAGAAGGAGAAUGAGAAGGAGGAGGAGGACAAGGAGAAGGAGAAGGAGGAGGAGAAGGAGGAGGAGCGGGUGGAGGAGGCGGAGGUGGAGGUGGAGGAGGCGGCGACGGAGGAGGAGAAGGUUAAGGUGAAAGAACGGAAGGGUCAUGGCAUCCGCCACGACACCACGGGCGACAAGCAAGGGUGGGUGGGCGAGAUUAAGGUGGUCGGGAACGAGAGUAGAUACAUCGGCAAGUCCCGCGAGAAGAUGGAGCUGGCUUACCUUCACUCGAUUGUGUACCUCCUCUACGACGGUUACGUCAGCAAGAUCCUCAUGGCCGAGCUCACCGGCUUGGAGGAAACAGUGAUGAAGCAGUGGAGGGCGGUGUGGGAGGAGGUCCGGUUCUUGCCGACUGGGAUGUGGACGGUGAUAUGGGCACGGGGCGCGUUCCUCCCAAAGACACGGUUCGAUGAUAUCCUCGGGAAGUAUCGAGCGUACAAGACAUCAGGCGAUGCGCACCACGACGCGCUUUUGCCCGCGAUCUGGUUCCCCGUCGAUGCCGACACGAAGGAAGGGAAGCAGAAGUCGGAUGCAAUGAUGUCGGCCAUGAUUGAUCGCGUGUCCUUGUGCGCUGCGUAUGGGAAGGUCGCUGCAUCCGCGGCGAGAAAGGAGGGCGACACGGAUCAGACGACGGCGAAGGUCGCACAGGCGCUAUCGGCCUCCGCUUGCGCCCUGUGGUGCUUAGUCGAGGGCGACGGCGCCCAGGUGGCUGAUGCCGUGCGCGAAGGGAAGGCGGCGGCGAUGGUGGUCGGCGCGAGCGAGACUACCGCCGCCGAGUUCAAGAAGGUCAUGACGGCGGUGCUGGAGGCCGCGAUCAGCAGGCAGCAACCCCUCGGGGAGGUUGCGCACAACGUCGCACCGGCGCUGGAGUCCACCGCUCUGGCUAAAGCCUAUCCGGGGUUGGAUGUUGAAGCCGAGGCCAAAGUGAUCGCACGAGCGACGGUGGAAACCCUCGCGUUCUGGGGAAUGUGCCCCGUGGAUGGGCCGAAACUCAAGAAGAUCGGCAUCGCGGUGCCGCUUGACGCGCAGAUGGAGUACGAUAUCGAACACAGGGGGAGGAAGAGGCAGAGGGGCAAGCAGGGCAAGGACAGCUCGGGGAAGAAGGGGAAGAAGGGCAGAGCGGGCAAGGACAGCACGGCGGCGUAG
Closterium sp. Naga37s-1 is the source of this 4440-nucleotide messenger RNA. NCBI's taxonomy places the organism in Eukaryota, Viridiplantae, Streptophyta, Zygnematophyceae, Desmidiales, Closteriaceae. The record is from the annotation of a GenBank genome assembly.